This is a messenger RNA of Lolium perenne, 3159 nucleotides long. The record is from RefSeq and is a predicted model, not a curated record. NCBI's taxonomy places the organism in Eukaryota, Viridiplantae, Streptophyta, Magnoliopsida, Poales, Poaceae.
UCGAGGGACACGCGGGAAAAGAAGGAGACUGCGCGGGCGUUCCCGGGCAGAGCUGUGCCGCCGCUGUGCGACGCCGCCGGCGCAAGGGGAGAGGAGCACGCUCCUGCCGCCGGCUCCCUCCGCCCGUCCCGGCGGGAUCCUCCUCCCCGCCCGCUUCGACGGGAUCUUCCUCCGCGGCGGCCUCCUCCGCUCUGGGCCGGCGACUCCCUCCGCCCUGCGACGUCCGCCCGGCGCCGACGACUCCCCUCUGCGACAAAUCUUGCAGGUAAUCAUGAGUAAUCAGCUCAAUUCAUAAUGUUUGUGUCCAGCAUAUGGACUGUUUUCAGUAGGUUUUUGUGUCCUGCAUAUAGACUGUUUCCAGUAGGUUCAUCAAUGAUAUGCGUAAAUAGUUUAGGCCAGAUCUUGUGUUGUAAUACUGCAGGUAGCCUGCGUGAGGAUUUGUAUGAUAUUUGUAUUGUUGUAUUUGACAGGUUAUUUUGCUGAUUGGGGUGAUGUGCUAUGCAAUUUGAGAAAAAAAAUUUAUUUUGUGCAUUUGCAAGUCUUCUGUAAUGGGAGAAAUUGAGAAGUGGAUACCUCGGGUUGGUAUGAGGUUCAGAAAUCCAGAUGAAGCUUGGAUGUUUUGGCUUGCAUAUGGAGGUCGUGCAGGGUUUGAUGUGAGGAAGAGAAACAAGCAUAUAAGCAAGUGUGAUGGUCAAGUAUCUUCAUGCAGAUUUGUUUGUUCGAAUGAGGGUAUUCGGAAAAAAGGGUUAACAUUGGAUCAUGUGCCAAAGCGUAGUAGAGCUGAAACAAGAACAAAUUGCAAAGAUCGGAUGAUCAUAACAUUGGAUCGAGUGGAAAACAAUUAUGAAGCCACGGAUAUUCAGCUGGAACACAAUCAUUACCUACAGUUGCCACAAACCUGCCACUUGAUGUCAUCGCAAAGAAAGAUUUCAGAGGUACAAGCUUUUGAAAUAGAAGCCGCUGAGGAUUCUGGAAUCAUGCCCAAAGCUGCACAUGAGUUAGCUUGUCGUCGAGUUGGUGGACCAUUUAACCUCGGCUACACUUGUCGUGACCAAAAGAAUUACUUGCGAAGCAAACGACAAAGAGAGUUGGCUUUUGGACAAGCGGGUAGUAUGCUGAAGUAUUUCCAUGAUAAGAUCAUCGAGAACCCAUCUUUCCAAUAUGAUCUGCAGUUGGAUUGUGAGGAGAAUAUAGCCAACAUAUUCUGGGUUGAUGCUAAAAUGGUUCUUGACUAUGCACACUUUGGUGAUGUUGUCACAUUUGAUACUACUUUGGCACAAACAAAGAAUACAGGCCCUUUGGUGUUUUUCUUGGGCUCAAUCAGUUUAGAGAAACCACCAUUUUUGGUGCUGCGUUGCUAUUUGAUGAAACAUGUGACUCAUUUGUAUGGCUUUUUGAGACUUUUCUAGCUACACAUAAUGGAAGGCAGCCUCGAACUAUUUAUACGGAUCAAGAUGCCGCAAUGGGGAAAGCUAUAGGGAAAGUCUUCACAGAAUCAUACCAUGGAUUGUGCACCUUCCAUAUAAUGCAAAAUGCGGUCAAACAUUUAUCUCCAUUGAAGGGCGAAGAAAAAGAUGAAGGGAAAGAGAAAGAGAAAGAUGAAGAGAAAGAUGAAGAGGAAGAGUCUCAUAUUCUCACAGAUUUUAGUGAAUGCAUGUAUGGCUAUGAGGACAAAGCAGAAUUUGAAGAAGCAUUUGACAAUAUGAGACAUAAAGUGCAUAAGCAAAGUUGGUUAGAUAGUAUCUACAAGUUGAAAGAAAAGUGGGCUGAAUGCUAUAUGAGAGAUGUGUUCAGUUUGGGAGUGAGAAGUACACAACUUAGUGAGAGCUUCAACAAUUCAUUGAAAAACCAUUUGAAAUCAGAUUUUCAUAUUGUUCGGUUCUUGAUGCAUUUUGAGAGGACAGUGGAGGUAAAAAGAAGACAGGAAUUGCAAUCUGAAUUUGAGGCAAGGAAGAAGAUACCAAGAAUCAAGAUGCACACACCUAUGUUGGUGCAAGCAAGCAAAGAGUACACUCCAAUUAUUUUUGAAGCUUUUCAAGGUGAAUAUGAAAGAGCCAUGGCUGCGUGCACUAGAGUAUUGGAUGAGGAUAACAAAUUUGCGGUUUCUAUUUUGCAUGGUGAUUUAAAAUUUGAGGAUGAGCGCAUGGUGAUUGGUGAUCCUUUGACCAAAACAGCCGCAUGUAGUUGUGGAAUGUUCGAUAGGACGGGAAUAUUGUGUGGACAUAGUCUCAAAGUUCUUGAUCUAAUGAACAUAAAGACAUUGCCAACACAUUAUAUCCUAAAAAGAUGGACUAGAGAAGCACGCAAUGGAAGCAUACAAGAUAGACAAGGAAGGAAUGUGGUCGAAAAUCCAAAGUUGGAAGCUCAACUUCGGUACAAGCAUUUGUCCCACAAAUUUCAUAGUUUGGCACGUAAAGUAGCCAACUCCGAAGAGUGUUGUUUGAUGUUAGAAAAUGCAAUUGAUUUUGUUGGUCCACAAAUAGAAGAUAAACUUAAUGCAACUACCAAUGCUUCCGUUAAUCCAUGCAAUGAUCAAGAAAAUAUUGACCCAAAUGUGCAACUACCAAAUGAGCUUCUUAGUGCCGCAAAGCUCAAGAAGAAAGAGGUACAAUCAAAGAAUUUGAGGAGGAAGAAAACUUGGCUUGAUAAGUUACUCAAGGGGAAGCGGAAGCCAACUAAAGUUACCACAUCAAAAAACAAAGGAGCAAAGCAACAAAAGAAACAUGAUGGUGUAGAGCCUCAAGUAGGAGUGAAGAAGAAGGAUGGCAGCCAUAAAGGAGCAAAUGUGGAGCUUCAAGAAUGUAAUGCAAUCAUGAGUUUUACUGAGCUCUUGACAGCUCCCCAUUGUGGUGUUUAUGAUGAAGAUAUGUUCUAGCCUGUACAAGCUUGUUAGAUAGUUAUUUUGGACAUGGUUGAGUAAUAUUUUGGACAGGGCUGACUAUAGUUUUUUGGAUUUUGGGGCUAACUAUAGUCGUGUGUGGCCGAAGUGUAUAAGUAGAAUGGCCUACUUUAUGUAAGAAUGCAGAAUUUGAGUAUCAAAUGCUAUAAAAUUUCAUUGCUAUGUGACUCAAAAUUGCAUCUUUUGCCUGUAUAAUAUGUUCUUUUUAUAAAGCUUUGGUUCAGAUCCCUUGUAUAAUCAGUAUAAUCAGUUUGUUGUUG